Molecule: messenger RNA, 1433 nt
Organism: Peromyscus leucopus (white-footed mouse)
Lineage: Eukaryota; Metazoa; Chordata; Mammalia; Rodentia; Cricetidae
Gene: Dtwd1
Product: DTW domain containing 1
Exons: 5
Coding region: 140-1054 (304 amino acids)
Biological process (GO): tRNA modification
Cellular component (GO): nucleus
Molecular function (GO): tRNA-uridine aminocarboxypropyltransferase activity
Source: RefSeq, a predicted model, not a curated record
GGCCCCGCCCGCCGGUGUCCUGCAGAAAGAGUUCCGGGUAGGGCACGCGGAGCGGAGGCGGUGUGGACCGCGAGUUCGCCGUGGAGCAGUGCACCUAUGAUACAUGUUUUAGAAACAGAACAUUUGGUUCAAAGAAAGAAUGGCUCUCAGGCCGUCUGUAUUUCCUCAAGAAAAUGAAAAAAAUAAUGCAAAUUGUGUGGAGACAAAACAGUCACAAACUGCUUCUGUAGCUUCCGAAGACCCUCUUCAGAACUUAUGCUUAGCGUCUCAAGAGGUGCUUCAUAAGGCUCAGCAGAGUGGGAGGUCACGGUGUCUCCAAUGCGGCAGCUCAAGGAUGUUCUACUGCUACACCUGCUGUGUCCCUGUGGAAAAUGUGCCCACUGAGCAGAUCCCACUUGUGCAACUCCCACUGAAGAUCGACAUCAUCAAGCAUCCAAAUGAAACGGACGGCAAGAGCACCGCUGUGCACGCAAAGCUUUUGGCGCCCGACUCUGUGAGCAUCUACACAUAUCCGUGCAUUCCAGAGUAUGAAGGGAAGGAUCACGAGGUUGUACUUGUUUUUCCUGGGCCUCAGUCCAUCUCAAUAAAAGAUGUCUCUUUUCAUCUGCAAAAGAGGAUUGAAAGUAAAGGUCGAAGCAAAACGGAUGACCUUGAUAGGCCGCCUUGUAAGCUCAAGAGAGCUAAGGUAGAGGAGGGCUGUGAUUUGAAUGAGAGCUUGUACAAAGGCCCAGCAUUGAAAAGAGUCGUCUUUAUUGACAGCACCUGGAGCCAGACAAACCAAAUAGCCUCUGAUGAGCGCCUUCGGGAGUUAUUACAAGUUGAACUGAAAACAAGAAAAACUUGCUUUUGGCGCCAUCAAAAAGGGAAGCCAGAUACUUUCCUUUCCACAAUUGAAGCCAUUUAUUACUUCCUGGUAGACUACCAUAGUGACAUGCUGAAAGAGAAGUACAAAGGACAAUAUGACAAUCUUUUAUUCUUCUACUCUUUUAUGUACCGCUUGAUAAAGAAUGCCAAAGGCUCUGGAGAGAAGACAAAACCCAAACUCAUCCAUUAGUUCUGCACACUCCGCUUGUCAUGUCGCUCUGCUGAUGUUCACAAGCUUGCGGUUAGCUGUUUACUCUGGGGAAGUCAUCGUGCUCAGUGCCUGGUAGAGGACUGGGGGGCGGGGGCGGGGGUUCCAGUUUUGUUCCUUUUACCAUAUUUUUUUAAAGGAAAAUUUGAAUUUUGGCAAUUUUGAAGAGAUGGUUCUGAUUGAAAGACAGCUCAGAAGCUGUUUGCUCAGUUUGGGCAUAUCUCAGUUGCACUACAUUUCAAUGUGUUACAUUUAUGUAACUGACAUUAUAUAUGGUUAGAGAUUGUCUCAUCUUUUCACUUAUACUUGCCCUCACCUUUGGAUUUUUAAACAAAGUCAGAAUCUUGGCAAAACAAAAAAA